Messenger RNA from Microthlaspi erraticum, 2007 nucleotides. The record is from the annotation of a GenBank genome assembly. Lineage: Eukaryota; Viridiplantae; Streptophyta; Magnoliopsida; Brassicales; Brassicaceae.
AUGGCUCCAGAGGGAAUCCGUUAUAGCAAGCGACAAGCUGGAGUAGAGGCUACUCCAGUUAUGUCGAAGAUGAAAAGAAUGAAAACCAAGAAAGUAGUUGACGUCACAGAGGAAGCACUGGUUGAGGGUACACAUAAUCAGGAACAUGUUUCUGAAGAAGGAGACAACACAUUUGAAGAGUAUGAAGACGGUGAGGCAUCUGAGAACAAUGAGGAUACCAGAGAAGAUGAUGUAGAAGAUGAAGUAUCUGCUGAAGAUGCACAAACACAACAGUCAGGGACAACCAAGAAGAAAACUAGAGGACCAACAAAGAUGCGUAAAGUCGCCAAGCAUCAUGAUGACAAGGUCCAAGUGGAAUUCACAUCUGUGGGUGAGCAUGUAGGGGUAGGGUCAGUAACAUUGUCUUCCUUUCUUGGACCUCUUGUAAGGGAGCACGUAUCAGUUUUACUUGAUGAUUGGAGACAUCUUGACGACGAGUUAAGGGACACAUUGUGGGAAGAAGUUCAGGGGAGAUUCAAUUUGACAGAGGAGUGGCAAAAAGAAUCGGUUUUAAAACAGAUGGGUGGUCUGUGGAAGUGUUCUAAAUCUAGGCUGACUAAGCAGGUUCGUUCUACCAGAUGUAAGAUGGCACUUAAGAAGCUAAAACCGACAAACGUUCAGUCCGUAGCAGCUUGGAACAAUUGGGUUAAGCAUAGAGUUAGUCCAGCCUUUAAAAGUGAAAAAUAUAGACAGAUGAGGAGGUCUCAGAUUCCUCACACUACCAGCCGCAAAGGAAUGGUUAGGCUUGCUCAUGAAAUGAAGAAAAAAAGUUCAGACCCACGGAGAGUGACUAGGAGUAAGGUCUGGGUGGCAGGACACACCCAUGCUGACGGUACACCUGUAAUAGAAGAAUUCGCAGAGACGAUUGAGAAGGUAAAAUCCAUCGAUAGUGAAUUGGAGUCCACAGCCAAUGUUAAUAUCAGAGAAGAUGCUGUGAGUCAAGUUUUAGGAAAAGACAAACCUGGGAGACUCAGAGGGAUGGGCAAAGGGUUUACUUUUACUAAACUAGCUUUCCUACAAGCUAGGGACUCACACGUUCAGAAGCUGGAAGCAACACAGGCGCAAUUGCUCAGCAAGAUUGACGAUUUGACGAGUGCUUUCAACAACUUAACAGGAAGAAACACUUCUCAGAGAGACAGUGACAAUGUUUCUAGGUCUGAGCAUGGUGACAUUAGUAAAGGUGGGGUUAGGUGUCACAUACUUGAUUGGUGUUCUUCUGAUGAUGUCGUUAUCGGAGAAGAGGAGUUCUGCUCUGCUGAACCAAUGUACAAAAUUGGUCGUAUUCCACUGGGUCCUAAUGCAGCAGCAGUCAUGGUGAAGUCAGCAGUAAGACCAGAAGCGUAUCUUUGGAGGCCCUCCUCAACUAUUCUGACACUUGGUGACACUAUGAGACAGAAAGUGGCAUGGCCAUUUGAGAAAAUUAUAUUGGACAGUGAUAUGGACUCACCUAAGACGAAUAUAGAAGACCCAAAAGAUUUAGUGGACAAUAUACCUCUUGGUCCGAAUUCCGCAAUAGUGAAGGUUGCAGUAGUUAUGAAAGAGAAGGCUUUCUUAUGGAGACCAAGCGCAGAAAUGUCGGAGUUGGGUGAUGCACUUGACAAGAACAUUGCAUGGCCUAUGCAUAAAGUACAGUUGAUGAGUCCGGCCAUACCACUUGAAGAAACAACAAGGAAAUCACCGCUGAGUGCAAGUAAUAGUACCAGCAGUAGCAAAGGAGUGAAGCAGAGGUGUAUCUUGCUAGACUGUGAUGGGUCAGGAGAAACAGUUGCACAAGGUCGGAUAUCUUCAACUGAUCCAGCAGAUAAGGUUCAUUUUGUCCCGUUAGGAAUAAAUGCUAGUAAAGUGUGGAUUGAGGUUUGCAAAUCUGAUGAUGCGCGAGUGUGGCGACCAAACUCGGAAGUGGAGUUCGUAUCUGAUGAUGUGGGUACAACAGUCGCUUGGCCCAAUGAUAAACUCAUCUUGCUUUGA